GCUCUCUCUCUCUCUCUCAACAAAAAUGGCGGAUUUCCCUCCAAACUUGGACGACGGAGAACUGUGGCUGCCCUCUGACAUCUUCCCGGAAGAAGCCGCCUUUCGACGCCGCCUGCAGCCGCCGCCGCCGCCUCCGCCGCCGCCGCCGCUUUCAAACCGGCCUCAACACUUUGCCGCCUUGUCUUUCCUCGACCCUAACCGCCCUGCCCCAACCCAAAACCUCGUUAAACAUUGUCCUCCCCCUCAGUGUUUCAGAUCGCCGGUUCGAUACGGCCCAGCGGCGGCCUCGCCGGCCGAGCAUUUUAGCCUGAACGGAACUGGCCUUCGUAGCCAUAGGGCGGAAGCGUUAUGGACCGGGUCUAGACCGGUUCAGCAGUACCAUUUUCUAAGCCCAGUCCGACCACAGGUUGAGAGCUUUGGGGAAACCGGGUUUGGUUUUUUGCAGAGACAGCAACAAAGCCGGGUUCUGCAAAACCGGGUGCUGCAAAGCAAGCUCUGUCCGUUCCAUGGAACUGGCGGUUUCGCGGUAGCCGCCGGCCGUGGCGGUUUUGCGAGAGAGUGCUCGGGCACCGGCGUGUUUCUGCCGCGCAUUGCCGCCGAGAAGCCUCCUGCCGCCGCCGCCUCUAGAAAGCGACAAAGCCUAUCUCACAAUGCUCUGAGGAAUCCUAUUAAGGUGGUCGGCGUGGUGAAGCAAGGAGAGGGGUGCCAGCGCCAGCUGCCUCCGGAUGUUGGGUUGCCUCAGGAUUGGACUUAUUGAGCUGCUGCUUCUUCUACUGCAUGGCACUGUAAAGGUUUUCUCUACUUGUGGCAUUGUCUUCAAAGAUACAUCUGAAUAAAAGCUCCAAGCUAAGUAGUUUGCUGUAAAUGGAAGAAAGAAGAUAAUAGAAUCCAGGCAGGGCAGCAUAUUUAGUUGUCUGUUUCCAACUUUUUUUUGUUUUUCUUUUUUUGGGUUUUGUGGGUAAUUUGUGGACUUGCUUGUAAUAUGAUGAACAGAAUAACCAAAUAUUUAGGGAGAGCCUCUUGUGUUUGACCUUUAUUUUAUCUGUUUGUUUGGAUGUUUGAUAUAUGGCAUUGAAUUGAAUUGAAAGCCCGGCUGGGCAUGUCUUGAUGUGCCACAAGAAUACCUUAAAAAGAAGACUAACUUGUGGCAUUUCCCCAAACGGGACAAAGCCCUUGAGG
Messenger RNA from Diospyros lotus (date-plum), 1179 nucleotides. RefSeq lists its product as uncharacterized. NCBI's taxonomy places the organism in Eukaryota, Viridiplantae, Streptophyta, Magnoliopsida, Ericales, Ebenaceae. The coding region runs from base 26 to 757 and encodes 243 amino acids. The transcript has 4 exons. The record is from RefSeq and is a predicted model, not a curated record.